CAUGACAUUGGACUCAUGACCUCUGACCUGUCGGUGCCAACCCUCGGAGCGCGCAUGCGCGGCUCUCAGUCUAGCAACAUGAUUGGCAGCCUGUUGUUUUACGCACUCUACCCUUUGUCCCGGUACCUGACCGCCGGUCGACGCUCAGAGGCCUCAAAGAAGGGUCUCCCUCCUGCAGUGGUUAAUGGCACGGCUGUGUGGGAUGGUGGUGCCGUCACAACCAGGAGGUUCAGCCAGUCCCAGACAACCCUGCUGGACCAGUGGCUCAGCCCAGGCGGCGCAACGGAGGGAGAAGCGAAAGAAAGGAUGAAAGAGCAAAGCUCCGAAAAGGAGGAUACGGGAAUAGGCACAGGUGAAGAGCAGCCGGGGGCAGCGCUGCAUCAAGGGACGGAGAGUGAUCCUGUAAAGUUGAGGGAGAUGCAACAAGACAAAAUGGAAGAUGCCAACGAAGAGGAGGACAACUGUGAGGUGCUGCAUCAGAAGCAAAACACAGAAGAUGUAACUAUUUCUCCAACUGUGGAUGUCAGCCCAGAGGAAGCCCUCGGGGAACAGUUAAAGUGCCUGCAAACAGAUGACGGCCCAGAGGAAAGUGCCUGUCCCUUACAGAGACAAAUACAGAUGCACACCUUGGACGAGUCGGUUAUUCCAGCCGUGGACGACAUAAAGAAAAACACCCGUCACGUACAAACUCCCCUACGUGUGGAAGAGUCUGUGACUCCGUCCGACACUGUCAAUCAAAUGCCAGAGUGCUGGGAUGAAUACUGCAUCCCUCCCACCGCUAAUGAAAUGCAUGAUGGGGCAAGUAGUCCUCAGCUGAUGUUUGUUUCUCCACUCGCUAACACUCAAACCCACCUCAGACUCAGCGACCAACACGAUGAGCAAGUCGGCUGGCACUUCCCUGCAGGACCCGGCUUGGCGGAGGAAGUACAGUGCCUGCUGUGGCAAUUUCCUGCCGCCAGCUAUUACCCUCCGACAGAGCCGACGGAGCCCUUUGAAGUAAUGUGGAGAGUAUGGCAGGAGGUGGAUGAGAGUGCACCUGUAGCAGAGCCCGCCCUGAUCCCCUUCCCAUACGCAAAGGCCUCAAUGGACUUCACUGUCAUGUCCUACAACAUCCUCGCCCAGGAUUUGCUGGAGGCCAACCAGGAGCUGUACGUACACUGCCCUCUAGAGGUGCUGGACUGGAGCUUCCGCUGCAACCUACUCUUCGAGGAAAUAAUGAAAUGGGCGCCAGAUAUUCUGUGUCUCCAAGAGGUUCAGGAAAACCACUACCACGAACAGCUGUAUCCGGUCUUGUGUCAGAUGGGCUACACCUGUGUGUACAAGCGGCGUACAGGCACCAAGACAGACGGCUGUGCAAUUUGCUAUCGAAGCGGCUGCUUCUCUGAGGUAUCUGUGUCCCCGCUGGAGUUCUACAGGCCCGACUCUGAGCUGCUCAACCGGCACAACGUGGGCAUCGUUUUGCUGCUCCGGCCCGUGGUCACCCAUGGGUCUGAAACCCAUGCGAGGGGCCCACUCCUCUGCGUGGCCAACACCCACCUGCUCUUCAACCCGAGGAGAGGUGAAGUGAAGCUGGCUCAGUUGGCCAUGAUGCUGGCGGAGAUCGACAGCGUGGUCAAGUCUUGUAAGGCCAAAGGUGAACGCUGUAACGUUGUGUUCUGCGGAGACUUUAACUCCGUCCCACACAUGCCUCUGUACCAGCUGAUCACCACCGGCGAGCUCCACUUCCAGGGUCUACCAGCGUGGAUGAUUUCAGGUCAAGAGGACCUGUCCUACAAAACCCAUUGUUUCAGACUGUUUGCUCCCCUGUGGUCCAGCAGUCUGGGAAUCACUGACAACUGCCAGUACAGGACUGUCAACGACAUGUUUGAGAGCCGGAGUCAGAAAUCAGGGAAAUGUCAGUACCGCCACGACUUUAUGCUCGGGCUGCGCUAUUGUCCAGAUGCAUGUGUACGUCCUGUGGACCUGAUGCUGAUCCCAGGCGUGACAGACAACUCGCCAGAGGCUUCCUGGGGAAAUCAGUCUUGUGAUAAAAGUUUCAGACACACUCUCAGUCAUCGCUUACACCUAGAGUCGGUCUAUAAGCACAUUUUUCCAGGCUCUGGCACCUCAGAAGUUACGACCCUGCACUCUGCAGCGGGAGCCACUGUCGACUACAUCUUCUACUCCCCAAGACGCAGCUCACCCUCCGAUCAGAGAGCUGACGGCGACUAUGCGAGCGAGGGGCUGAAGUUGAUUGGUAGUCUUGCUCUACUGUCAGAGGACGUCUUGUGGUCACUGAGUGGCCUUCCCAGUCACAUGUUCCCCUCUGACCACCUCAGUCUUGUGGCCAGAUUCCAGGUGGACCUGACUGCUGCAUGAUAGCAAAGACUGCAGAUGAACUCAGUGGGAUAUGUUCAGAGGAUAAGCAUAUUUCCAUUGAAACGAUUCAGGUCUUGCUGUGUACAUGUUUAGUUUUUGCUUUUUUUAUUGGUAUGAAUACAAUUUCUUGUGGUUCAGUCCUGGCAACUGAAUUGAAGUUUUUUUGUUGUUGUUAUUUUGAAAAAAGGCCAGGAAGAAUAAUGACUGCCAGUAUUCUUUGUCUUUCCACUUGCGUUUCAUCAGAUAAAUGAUGAGAUAUGAGUGAGAUAUGACGAAUCUUACUGGUGAUGAUGUAAUAGUUCAUUUGAAAAUGAAGGUAGUGAUUGCUUUCUCGGUGUGAUAAUACACUGACCUAUUCAUUUUUGCUGAUAACUGCUCUUACAUAUUAUUUAUUUUAAACCUAAUUUUGAGUCGGUUCUAUUUUUGCAGAUUGUGAAAAAAAAAGAAUAAAUAUUUUCCAUUAA
Molecule: messenger RNA, 2822 nt
Organism: Scophthalmus maximus (turbot)
Lineage: Eukaryota; Metazoa; Chordata; Actinopteri; Pleuronectiformes; Scophthalmidae
Gene: angel1
Product: angel homolog 1 (Drosophila)
Exons: 10
Coding region: 16-2358 (780 amino acids)
Molecular function (GO): 3'-5'-RNA exonuclease activity
Source: RefSeq, a predicted model, not a curated record